Helianthus annuus (common sunflower) is the source of this 2694-nucleotide messenger RNA. RefSeq lists its product as uncharacterized. Bases 1 to 2694 code for a protein of 897 amino acids. NCBI's taxonomy places the organism in Eukaryota, Viridiplantae, Streptophyta, Magnoliopsida, Asterales, Asteraceae. Gene Ontology annotation, molecular function: RNA-DNA hybrid ribonuclease activity; nucleic acid binding. The transcript is spliced from 3 exons. The record is from RefSeq and is a predicted model, not a curated record.
AUGGCAGAGGAUUCAUUAUUCCACUCAUCGGAUCCCCGAUCCGAGUUUAAAGGGUCUACAACCCAAAACACUCAAAACAAUGGUCAUUCAGAUAAGGAGAAUUUCUCAUAUCUAAUCAUAAAAAGAUCUCCAGCACAUUGGUUCAACAGAUGUCAAGCUGCCUUAAACACAAUCGUUAUACAAAUCGCCAGAUCUGAGGUCCCAAACAUCAGAUCUGGUGAAGAGAACAACAUUACAAUAUUGGACCCACCAACACCCUGUCGGGGGGAUAUCCAAUCUAAUCGUAAUAUUAAAAAUAGCAGCCGUCAGAAAGUUAAGCCAAAACAAAUAAACAUGAUUCAAGGAGGUCCAUCACGAAGGACAAAUAAACGAAGUUAUGACCAACAUUGGAGGGAACAGCAAGUCGUAUUUCCCGUCGUUCCAGGAAGCCCUCAGGAAGAACGACCGGUAAUUAUUACUGGCAUCUUCGGUCAUUACCAGACAGACUAUAUGUUUAUAGAUCCGGGAAGCUCGAUGUAUAUCGUAUACGAGCAGUGUUUUAAACAACUUGACCCAGAUGAUAAAGCACGUCUAAAACCGGUCGAUUUUCCCCUCACCGGAUUCUGUAAUGAAGCUGUAUUCCCAUUAGGGCAAAUAGCUUUGCCUGUGACUUUAUCGGAUGGCGAACAUUCACGAACAGUUACAGUCAAUUUCAUGGUCAUGCCGGCAACAUCACGUCAUGAUGUUCUGCUCGGAAGAAGAUCACAAAGAGAGUUCAGUAUGAUUACAUCUAUCCCACACGCUGCAUGUGGGUUCCCAACAGAAACCGGAGUUGCGAUUCUGUACUCAAGCAAAGAAGUCAUGUACGUGGACGACGAGCCACCAGCGAAGGUAGUCAAACCUUCAGCAUCAAACGAACCGGAGAAAUGGGUCCUGAACGAAGAAUACCCAGAGCAGACCAUCUCACUAGGACAUGCCAUUUCACCAGCAACACGAAUACAACUAAAAGCACUGUUGUCCAACAACAAAGAUAUAUUCGCUUGGUGCCCAGCAGACAAGACUGGGGUCCCACGCGACAUAGCGCAACAUUGCCUGAAUAUUAAACCAUCAGCGGAACCUGUUGCCCAGGCGAGGCGCAGCUUUAGCGAAGAAAAAGCGAAAGCCAUGGACGAACAAGUGGUAGAGCUACUCAAUGCGGGAAUCUUGCGCGAAGUAAAGUACCAUACAUGGGUUGCCAAUCCAGUAAUGAUGAAGGAAGAAGACGAAGACAAAACUGCAUUCCGCACAGAUAAAGGCAUCUUCUGCUACACUAAAAUGCCCUUUGGCCUGCGCAAUGCUGGUGCAACUUAUCAACGAUUAAUGGACACAGUUUUCAAAAGCGACAUCGGCAAGACAGUUGAAGUAUACAUGGAUGACCUCGUCAUCAUGAGCCAUGAGGAAGACUCAAUGCUCAACAACAUUCAGCGUACAUUCGACUCUCUGCGCAACGUAAACUUAAAGCUCAACCCAACUAAAUGCUCCUUCGGCAUGGAAGAAGGAAAAUUUCUGGGCUUCAUAGUCACAAGAGAGGGCUUCAAAGUAAACCCAGAAAAAGUACAGGCUAUCCAGCAAAUGCCCUCACCCGCAACAAUAAAAGAAAUGCAAAGACUCGCCGGACGCUUAGCAGCCUUGAACAGAUUCUUGGCUAAUCAUGCGGCUAAAUCUUAUCCAUUUAUCAGUACGCUGCGAAACUGCGGGAAGAAAACCCCCUUUCAAUGGACACCUGAAGCAGAAGCAGCAUUUAAACAAAUGAAAGAAUGUUUAAUUCAGUUACCAACGUUGACUGCGCCAAAAGAAAAAGAGCCACUAAUCUUAUACUUAUCAGCCGCGGAAGUAGCGGUAGGAGCAGUAUUAAUGGUGGAACGAGAAAACGUUCAGACUCCAAAUUACUAUAUCAGCAAAAUGCUCACCGGCCCAGAAACUCGUUACUCAAUGAUAGAAAAAUUGGUUCUAGCACUAGUGCACGCAUCCCGACACUUGCGCAGGUAUUUCUCGGGCCACGUCAUCACGGUUCUCACAAAUUAUCAUUUAGGCCAAAUCUUAUCAAAAUCCGAUGUGGCGGGAAGAUUGGCUAAAUGGGCCAUUGAGCUGGGAGGAUACAAUAUCUUCUACAAGCCAAGACCAACAAUCAAAGGGCAAGUUCUAGCAGACUUUGCUACUGAAGUGCCCAUCGAUAAAGUACAAGAAUGCGAGGCAAUCCAGAACCCUACACCUGUUUUCGACGACAGAGUCUGGACCUUACACACAGAUGGCGCUUCCAAUGAUGACGGAGCAGGAGCAGGCCUCCGAUUGGUCAGUCCGGACAAUCACGAGCUCACAUAUGCCAUACGCUUAGACUUCCAAAGUACCAACAAUGAAGCAGAAUACGAAGCAUUUUUAGCAGGCCUUCGUCAAGCGCUCAAAAUGGGGGCAAGAAACCUUGAGGCCAACAUUGAUUCAAAACUAGUAGCCGAGCAAGUUAACGGUCACUACGAUGCAAAAGGAAAAGCUAUGGCAUUAUACCUUGAACAAGCACGGAUGUUAAUCAGCCAAUUCCAGACAUUAAGGGUUAACCAUAUAAACAGAAGCGAAAAUAAGCACGCAGACGCGCUUAGCAAAUUAGCCGCUACCAGCUUCAAGCACCUAGCAAAAGAAGUGCGCAUAGAGAGUCAUGGGCGCCCCCUACUCGACCCAUAA